AUGGCACAGACUGGGCUGGAGGCCCCGUACCCCUCUCAAGGCGGCCCCAAAAUCCGGCCAGGUAAUACCCACUGGGAUUCCUACGCCACCACGAUGAAGACUGCAUUCACACCAAAAAGGGGAGCGGUGCCUGCUUUAAUUCGUCAAAAAAGCAUCCGAAGAUUAGGAUAUACAUAUUCCCUUAGUGAUCCUCUUCUCAAUCAGACACACUACAAUGAUGAGUACAUCUGGAAGUUAUGUUCUAAAGAAGAUUUGAUCAAAGCUGGGACUCCUAAGGAGACUGGGAGCCACAAUUCUCACACCAGUCAGGGCUCUUUUCACCGGACGCUACCUCCAGGUCACUCCACGUCAGUGAACAGCUACUUCCCUUUGAAAAUCUCUGCUUCAAUGGAUGAAGUCAGAAAGGCGAUAUCAAAUCAGUUUAUUUCCCAUACUAGGAGAGACUUUGUGGACAGAGCUGAAGCUCAGAAGAUCAAGAAAAGUUCUCAAAUGUUUCUGGAAUCAAAAAAGUUACUACCCCACCCUGCAGACACUGAAUUUCGACGUAAUUACCAAGUUCCAGCUAAAAUUCCUGAGUUUCAGGAUUUUAGUUUCAAAUAUGGAUGCUACUCAAGCCUACCAAUCGCUUCUCAGGGUCUAGUCCCUUCCGUGCUGCACAGCCACAUGAAGAAUCAGGACCGCACAAAGAAGCAGACCACACAGCAAAGUGAUUACGGCAAAGCCUACCUGGAUUUCUUAACGAUCUUGAACUCAUUUACUCCUUCUCAAGUAACAGAGUACCUGCAAAAUGUUUCCUACACAGGUAGGAUGAGGUCUUGA
Pteronotus mesoamericanus is the source of this 819-nucleotide messenger RNA. It is a transcript of the gene TEX26, whose product is annotated as testis expressed 26. The transcript is spliced from 6 exons. The coding region runs from base 1 to 819 and encodes 272 amino acids. Gene Ontology annotation, cellular component: cytoplasm. The record is from RefSeq and is a predicted model, not a curated record. NCBI's taxonomy places the organism in Eukaryota, Metazoa, Chordata, Mammalia, Chiroptera, Mormoopidae.